AUGUCACGUAGAAGUAGACGCAUACGAGGACAGAUACCAGAGUUCCCCGAACUUGAACAUGUCCAGCAACCUACUGCACAGGCCGAAGGACCUGAAGAUCCUGAGCAUCCCGAAGAACGUGAGCAACCUUGGGAAGAGGUUCAAGAGCUUGAUGAACAACCUCAAGAGGAAAGUCAAGAGCCUCAACCGCAGCAAAUCUCACAACAAAGCGCAAAUCGUGGAGGACAAGGGCGUAGGCCGGGAAGAGGUCGACCUCGUUGGAUACAAUGGCCGGAAGAAGAGACGCAUCAAUAUCAGCAACAACAGUAUUAUGUACCGAAUUAUCAUCAGCAAUAUCUUAGACAUCCCUACCAUCAACAGCAUCAUCAACAACAUCAUGAACCGCCUUAUCAGCAUAAUGGGCAGCAAUAUUACGAACAGCAACAACAAUAUCAUCAUCAACAACAGCAGCAACUUUAUCAUGAACGAAACGAACAACGAAAUAAUCAGGAGCAGCAGCAGUACUUUGGACCACGACAAAAUCAUCAACAACCUUUUUAUUAUAACCCUGUUCAUCCGCAAGGACCGCACAGAAUAUACUCACCUGUAUAUGAUCCCUCAUCGACUGCAGAUCCACUGCGAGUACAUGAACAACAGCGACGACUUGGACACCACCAUCAGCAACACCGCCGGACGGAGUCACUAGCAGAUGAUCAAGAUAUAGCUCCCUUCCUUUUAGGAUACCCGUUAAAUCCCUAUAGAACAGGUUGGCAACAGCUUCCUGCUUUGCAGAGACAUGAUUGGCAGCCUCGAUAUUAUAAUGGUCCACAGUACAUCGCUCCUCAACCACGUCGUCCUUUAAAUUCAUUUAUUAAUUCUCUUCAAGAAUUACUGCAAGAGCAACAGCAACAACAGCCCUCUUCUUCCGUACAACCACCAAAGUCAGGAUCAUCAACAGAGCUCAUUGAUAAGCGUCCACACCUUAAAAAUAUCCUAGCAUCAUCAACAAUGGAAAGACAAGUACAGCAACAACAAUCCGAAAAAUCAUCUUCUGCGUCUCCUCGUCUUCAGCCACAAGGAGGUGCCAGCAGCAGCAGCAGCUUCCCAGUGACGACAACAGAAGAUACUUCUGCAAGCUCUGUCCUUGGUAAACGUACGCGUGAGAAUUCUGGAGAAGCCGAAGCGGAUAACAAAGAAGCACUGCAGGAGCGACGAUCAGCACGAGAACGAGAUAACCAAGAACGACUGCAACACAAAGAGAACCGGCAACAACGUAUCAAGGAAAUUGUUCGAUUUUUGAAGGAACCUCAAAACUAUCAAAGACUUCCCAUCCUGGAGCAGAUUAACCAAAAUGUCGAGCAACAAGUGGAGGAAGCGAUUUUAGAACGUAUCAAUUUUAUUCGAGAGGAUGGACAACCACGAUACCAAGAUCCUGAAUUAAACCAGCUUCGCCGUAGCAGUCUCCUCAAUGAUUCUGAAAGGCGUAGUCUGGAUUUCAGACUGGUACAGCUGGCGAGAUGGGUUGAACAAGAACGUAUCAGGGACGCCAUUGAAAGGUGGAAAGGUAUUCGCACGGAGGCCGAGCAACUUGAAAACAUUCCUAUUGAUGAGAAUGAUACGCAUGCCCGAGAACUACAUGAAAACCAGCGCAUGCUGCAUGCCUUUGCACUUACCAAUGUUCAUUUCGGCGAUACUACUCCAGAGAUUGAGGCACGUCGCGAUAAAGUGUGGAGUUAUAUGCCUAGUUUCGAACAAAGAGUGGAUCAGCAGAUACUCGAGGCUGAGCAGCGUAUUGCGGAGUCGCUCGAUCGUCUUCGCCAUCGAGAAGAACAGCAGCAACAACAAAAUCGCAAUGAGUAG
This is a messenger RNA of Zychaea mexicana, 1839 nucleotides long. RefSeq lists its product as uncharacterized. NCBI's taxonomy places the organism in Eukaryota, Fungi, Mucoromycota, Mucoromycetes, Mucorales, Lichtheimiaceae. The record is from RefSeq and is a predicted model, not a curated record. The transcript has 4 exons. Bases 1 to 1839 code for a protein of 612 amino acids.